AUGGCUAAGAGCACUGUGUCACUGCUGCCACUGUUGCUGGUAGUGCAUGGCAUCUGUGUACCAGUCUCAACACAAGUCUGUAGACUGCUUGGUCAGUCUGCCCUCCCUCUGGUUUCUGAAGAUAGAGACAUCAACAUAGGAGCAAUUUUCUCACUCCAUAAAAGUGCUCUUUUGAAGAUCCAUAAUUUCACUUCCAAACCAGAGCCAACAACAUGCGGAAGCUUGAACUUGCGUGAAUUUAAAUUUGUUCAGACUCUGAUUUUCGCUAUUGAGGAGAUUAAUAACAGCACACAGCUGCUGCCUGGUGUUUCUUUGGGUUAUAAAAUAUAUGACUCCUGUGGUUCAAUAACUCAGGCUAUCUUCUCAGGCAUGGAUUUGAUGAAUGGUUAUGAAGAGACACUGAGUGAUUCGUCCUGCUCUAGACCACCAGCUGUUUAUGCUAUAGUUGGAGAGUCAAACUCUUCUCCCACCGUUGGCUUGGCAUCUUUGGUCGGUCCAUUCAGUGUACCUGUUAUCAGUCAUUUUGCCACAUGUGCAUGCCUGAGUAACAAAAAAAGAUAUCGAUCCUUCUUCAGAACAAUACCCAGUGAUUAUUACCAAAGCAGAGCUCUGGCCCAGCUUGUCAAGCACUUUGGCUGGACUUGGAUUGGGACGGUCAGGAGUCGUAGUGACUAUGGUAACAAUGGUAUCGCAGCAUUUGAGGAGGCUGCAAAACAAGAAGGAAUUUGCAUUGAGUACUCAGAGGCGGUAUUUAAAACUGAUCCAGAAGAACAGUUUCUGAAGACACUACAAGUGAUAAAAAAGGGCACCGCCAGAGUGGUGCUGGCAUUUAUGGCAUUCGGAGAUUUUGUUCUUCUUCUGAAAGUAAUUGCACAACACAACAUAACAGGAAUACAAUGGAUUGGCAGUGAAUCCUGGAUCACUUCUCAAAAUCUGGCAGAAACAAAGGAAUACAGUUUUCUUUCUGGAGCUGUGGGUUUUGCUAUAGCAAAUGCCAAAAUUGUGGGCCUGCGAGAGUUCCUACUAAAUGUGCACCCUCAUCAAGAACCAAACAAUGAACUUUUAAAAGAAUUCUGGGAAACAGUUUUUCUCUGCUUUUUCAGGAACAGUGGCAGUGGUGGCUGUACUGGCUCAGAGAGACUUGCAGAGCUGCAGAAUGAAUAUACUGAUGUAUCAGAGCUACGGAUAGUAAAUAAGGUGUAUACGGCUGUAUAUGCUGUCGCACAUACACUACAUAAUGUAUUAAAUGAUUUCAGAUCCUCCAUCAACACCAGCAAAGGAGAACGGCCCACACCACAAAAGAUAUUGGAAUAUAUGAAAGAUGUGAGCUUCACUGUCAAAACAGGUGAGAAAAUCUUCUUUGAUGCAAGUGGUGAUCCAGUAGCGAGAUAUGAUCUGGUGAAUUGGCAGUCUGCUGAGGAUGGAAGUAUGCAGUUUAAGCAUGUGGGCUUCUAUGACAGCUCACUGUCUUCAGAGCAAUGUCUUCAAGUCAAUCAGGAACACAUGCUAUGGGCAGGAAACAGUGGAGAGUUGCCUGUGUCUGUGUGCAGUGAGAGCUGCCUUCCUGGCACUAGGAAGGCUGUGCAAAAGGGGCGACCUGUCUGCUGUUAUGAUUGUAUUCCAUGUGCAGAGGGAGAAAUCAGUAAUGGCACAGAUUCUAGUGACUGCUUUCCUUGUGAUUUGGAGUACUGGUCGAAUGAAAGCAGAGACAGAUGUGUAUUAAAAGUAGUUGAAUUCCUUUCCUAUACAGAAAUCAUGGGGAUGGUGCUUUGUAUUUUUUCCUUCAUUGGGGCGUUAUUAACAGCAAUUGUAUCUUUUCUCUUUUAUCUUCAUAAAGAAACACCUAUUGUCAGAGCUAACAACUCCGAGCUGAGCUUCUUGUUGCUCUUCUCACUCUUACUUUGUUUUGUCUGUUCACUUACUUUCAUUGGUCGGCCCACUGAGUGGUCCUGUAUGUUGCGUCACACAGCAUUUGGGAUCACUUUUGUCCUCUGUAUCUCUUGUGUUCUGGGGAAAACAGUAGUUGUCUUAAUGGCUUUCAGGGCUACACUUCCAGGAAGUAAUGUCAUGAAAUGGUUUGGGCCUCUUCAACAGAGACUCAGUGUUGUUUCCUUAACAUUAAUACAGGUGCUUAUAUGUGUGCUUUGGUUAACGGUAUCCCCUCCUUUCCCAUACAUGAAUCUGAGCUAUUAUAGAGAAAAGAUCAUUUUAGAAUGUAACUUAGGUUCAGCUCUUGGAUUCUGGACUGUUUUGGGUUAUACUGGGCUGCUAUCAAUCUUGUGUUUUGUUUUAGCUUUUUUUGCUCGUAAACUGCCUGAUAAUUUCAAUGAAGCCAAGUUCAUCACAUUCAGUAUGCUCAUAUUCUCUGCUGUCUGGCUCACAUUUAUCCCAGCUUAUGUCAGUUCUCCUGGAAAAUACACUGUAGCUGUGCAAAUAUUUGCAAUUUUAGCAUCAAGUUUUGGUUUGCUAUUUUGCAUAUUUGCCCCAAAAUGUUACAUAAUUUUGCUAAAACCGGACAAAAACACAAAAAAUCAAAUGAUGAAGCAACACAGAUGA
This is a messenger RNA of Labeo rohita (rohu), 2556 nucleotides long. RefSeq names its product extracellular calcium-sensing receptor-like. Gene Ontology annotation, cellular component: membrane. Bases 1 to 2556 code for a protein of 851 amino acids. Gene Ontology annotation, molecular function: G protein-coupled receptor activity. The record is from RefSeq and is a predicted model, not a curated record. The transcript is spliced from 6 exons. Gene Ontology annotation, biological process: G protein-coupled receptor signaling pathway. NCBI's taxonomy places the organism in Eukaryota, Metazoa, Chordata, Actinopteri, Cypriniformes, Cyprinidae.